UGUGAAGAACGCAAUGACUUCACCGGGUUCGUGAUUCUUCGGAAGCUCGACCGCGCGGGUCGGCCGCUGAUGCACCUCAACUUUCCGACGCACGCCACCCCGGUGCAAUCGAUCGAGGAGGUCCCGACGAAAGACCAGGCAAGCCUGAACCUGCCCCUCGGAUCGGUGGGGAUUCUGAGGGCCUCUCACCACGCCUUCGAACUCUCCAAGAGCAUCCAUCCCCAGUUCCUAUUCCAUCCUCAUCGCAGCCAAGAGAAGGUGUCGCCGGGCGAGAUCGUCAAGUUGGCUAUCAAAAUCUGGGCCAUGGGGAUCGAUUUUGAUGCGGGCGAGUCAGUCAGUGUUCAGGUAAGUGAUGCGCAGAGGUCGACUGUGACAGCACUAAUGUGA
Aspergillus saccharolyticus JOP 1030-1 is the source of this 387-nucleotide messenger RNA. RefSeq lists its product as uncharacterized. Lineage: Eukaryota; Fungi; Ascomycota; Eurotiomycetes; Eurotiales; Aspergillaceae. Gene Ontology annotation, molecular function: dipeptidyl-peptidase activity. The transcript has a single exon. The annotation marks the transcript as partial. The record is from RefSeq and is a predicted model, not a curated record.